This is a messenger RNA of Pyricularia grisea, 516 nucleotides long. RefSeq lists its product as uncharacterized. Bases 1 to 516 code for a protein of 171 amino acids. The transcript is spliced from 2 exons. Lineage: Eukaryota; Fungi; Ascomycota; Sordariomycetes; Magnaporthales; Pyriculariaceae. The record is from RefSeq and is a predicted model, not a curated record.
AUGACCAAGUCGCGCGACGUCAACCCAACAGUCGUCUUGAUGCCAACGAUGCUGUUGUAUGCCGAUGGAGAGAUGAUGGACCCGUCCGUUUCGGUCCCCAAAGUCCCAGCAGCCAACCCCAGCGCCGCCGCCACAGCGCUUCCGCUCGAACUUCCACUCGGUUCCUGUUCAGGAACUGUUGUUCAUCUUGUCUGCCGUGGCGAUGUUGUUUUUGACGAGGAUGGGGAUUCCAUGCAAUGGCCCCUUGACCUCGCCCUUCUCUCGAGCUGCAUCUUGUUGGGCGGCUAUCAAAAGUGCAUCUGGAUUUAUUUCGGUGACAGACUUGAAAUAUUCAUCAACGUCGUCGAUUCGAGUCAGGUAGGCAUUGACAAGGUCUACCGAUGUGAAAAGCCCGUCCUGCAGGCCCUGUGCGAGAUCGUCUAUGCUCGCGUCCAGCAGCGAAGGAAACUUGACGCCGCCGAUCUUUGUUGGUGGGACGAGGGCACUGUGCACCGGUGUUGUCGCGAGCAGGAAUAG